Molecule: messenger RNA, 2190 nt
Organism: Ailuropoda melanoleuca (giant panda)
Lineage: Eukaryota; Metazoa; Chordata; Mammalia; Carnivora; Ursidae
Gene: RBFA
Product: ribosome binding factor A
Exons: 11
Coding region: 70-1797 (575 amino acids)
Biological process (GO): rRNA processing
Molecular function (GO): NAD binding; oxidoreductase activity, acting on the CH-OH group of donors, NAD or NADP as acceptor
Source: RefSeq, a predicted model, not a curated record
CCGGCGUUGGGAGGGGCGGGACAGCCGAGGUCCAGGUUUGCAGUCUGCGCCGGCGGUGUGCUUGCGACCAUGGGGGAUCAGGACUUACCUGGCGUUUUGGUGGCUGGAUUGGGAGGAUCUUAUGGUAUAUGUGAAGAUCAUGUUGGAGAUCUGCAGAAACACUUUAAUCUCAUUACCAUGCAAGAAUUUUUGGAAAAUAAAAUGCAAUUUGGCCCAAAGAUCCAAGCUGUAUAUAUCUGGGGAGGAAAGCCGGCCGUUGACCAGGAGCUCCUGGGGAGCCUGCCAUCAUUGAAGAUAAUUGCCAGCGCAGGAGUAGGUCUUGAUCACCUGGACCUGAAGCUCAUUGCCAGCUUUGGUGUAAAGGUAGCCAACACACCACAGGCCGUGUCCAAUCCCACGGCCGACAUGGGGAUGGCCUUACUGCUGGCGGCAGCUCGAAGAGUUGUGGAAGGUCAUAUGUUGGCUAGUGCACCGGAUACAGAGAAAUUUUCUACAAAUUGGAUGGGUCAAGAAGUGACGGGGGCCACUCUGGGAAUCAUCGGCAUGGGCAGUAUUGGUUACAAGGUUGCUCAGAGGGCCAGAGCAUUCGACAUGAAGAUUCUGUAUCGCAACAGGAGACGCAGGAAAUUAGAGGAGGAGGAAGCUGUGGGGGCCACGUAUUGUGAGAGUCUGGAUGAGCUGCUUCAGCGAUCAGACUUCGUGCUGUUGGCCGUGGGCCUGACACCCCAGACCCAGAGGCUGAUUGGGAAGAGGGAGCUGAGUCUGAUGAAGCCCACGGCCAUUCUCAUCAACAUCGGCAGAGGUCUGUUAGUUGACCAGGAGGCACUGGUGGAAGCUCUUCAGACUGGGGUCAUCAAAGGGGCAGCACUGGAUGUGACGUACCCGGAGCCCCUGCCCAGAAAGAAGUUUUGGUAUGAAGGUCCUUCCUUGGGCUCUCACUUGAUGGAGAUUUAUAAGCCAUCCCAGUUGGAGUCCCUAAAGAAGAGCACCUCAGAGAAGACCAGGAGGGAUGACCAUGUGCGCCUGAGGGCCCUGAAUGGCCUCCUCUACAAAGCGCUGACGGAUUUGCUGUGCACCCCUGAAGUGAGCCAAGAGAUCUGUGACCUGAAUGUGCAGCUCUCCAAGGUCUCUCUGACUCCAGACUUCUCCACCUGCCGCGUGUACUGGAAGACCACGGUCUCUGCUGAACAGAACGCGCACACAGAGGCCGUCCUGCGGAGGAGUGCUGCACACAUGAGGCAUCUUUUGAUGUCCCAGCAGACUCUGAGGAAUGUGCCACCAAUUGUGUUCAUUCAGGACAAAGGAAAUGCAGCUCUGGCUGAGGUUGACCGGUUACUGGCCAGUGCCGAUUUUGGACCCCCGGAUGAGAAAGAGGACUGUGUGCGAGAUGACGUCAGGGGCCCCGGGGCUCUGGACGCUCCUGCGCUGCAAGGCACCCCGGCCUCUGCCCCGUGCUCAAGUCUGUGUGGGAUCGAUCACGAGGUGCUCAACAAACAGAUCAUGGAGUACAAGAGGAGGAAAGGGCAAGGGCGUAGGACUGUGAGUCCUGAGGAGUCGCUGUUGAUGGCUCAUCUGGCAACGCAAACGAGAGAGGGAAAGGUGGCAGCGGCGCCCUGUGUGGAUGGUGACCUCUCCCCCAGGAACCACCCGUUGGGGGCGGCGAGCAACAACCCCAGCUCUGACCUGGGUGGCGCCCAGGUUGUGGACAGUAGCCCAGAGCAGCAGAGCAGGAGGCGGCAAGGGGCGGAGGCAGGAAGGGUGGAGGUAACCGAGGGGCAGGGAGGGGGUGCGUCUUGAGGCUUCAGCUCUGCUGGCAGAACCGCGGGCUCCAUGUGUGUGGUGCAGCCCGACGACACAGGUGGACUUGGAACUUGGGUUGAGAAGGAAGGUGGCCGUCGUAAGCGUGUGAAAGUCCUUUAGCGUGAUGGCAGCAGUCGGUCCUCCUUACUCUGGGCACUUGCACACCCUUCUCGGACGUGCACAGCCGCGUGCUGUACAGGCUCCCCUUUAGGAAGGCAGGGCAUCGUUGCCUUGUUUGCGCGUGUUUCAGCUCACGUCCUGAACACCAUCCUCAGGGUCUACUUCAGAAUGGCCCCAAGUCCAGGUUUCCCCAGGGCAGGGCAGCUGUGGGGAGCCUUGCCAGACGAGCGCUGUUGGAAGGAAGUAAAAUAAAUCCUUAUUUAAGUCUGA